AUAUCGCAGUGACGAGGCAACGAUUCGGCGCACGCGGAGGCUGCCUUGGACGAGGGUGCACCGAAAGCAGCUCGAGGGCCGGGCUCUGUCACCGUGUCCGUCUCCAGGCGCGCGCCAUUACUGGGCGGCAAUCUAUCCCCCAACGCCUCAAGCCACCCACUACUCCAACGCUGGUAACUACCACCAUCCAACAAACGCCUUCUCGCUGCUCUGGGCCAUGCCUAUCCUUAUUUCGCAGCUCGGAGGAUGUCAACAGCACGCACUCCCGCUGAUAGUGGGACCUCUGAAGAGGUUGGAUCUGGCACAAAGCGUCGGAACAAUCUGUCACUCUCUGGCAUCACCAUCCCACUUCAAGGUCUGAGCAUUCUCAAGCGAAAGCCGCUGCCGGCAAACUCUCCUGUGCACGCCCAGCGCUCAGCAUCUCUUGACAGCCCAGGACCUAUCGCCCCUCAGCAGUCUGUUCCCGACAUACUAACGCCGAUUUCGAGUCCGCGCUCGAUAGAUUUUGUACCCAGAGAUCUAGACAAAAACCCUCACGGUAACACGCCUUUGGUUCAAGCGCAAGACGCAGGACCAACACUACCGACCACUGUAUUUUCACAGAAUCUAAUUUCGCCCGUCGAGCCACUUGCUGCGUCCCGACCAAGCUCCGUACAUAAUCGUAAUAAAUCCGUACCAAUCACUCGCUCGAGGCCGAGUCAUGAUAGGACAGCGAGCACAAGGUCCGCAAAGAACUCUUUAGCGGACCGCAAGCAGACGAUUGAUACGUCGCAAACAAGGGAUCCCAAACUUCGACCUCCUGUUGGAGCAAUGACAUCUAUCUCGUCGCAGUCCUCGCAACUGCGUCUGAAUAUAACCUCAUCCGACCCCGUGGACGAUUAUGCGGCGUCGAUACCAAAGACACCGCGAUCUCCGCCUGGACGGAAACUUAGCAACUUCUUUGGUUUCAGGAAGUCCCCAGGCCCUGAUUCGCCGUCGACAUAUGUUUCUGGUGGCUCACAGCCAGUAUCUCCAAUGCCCGUUCAAGGACCCAAUAAUGGCAACUACUUUGGUGGCAAGCUCGCCCCAGCUGCCCUCGACGUCCCCAAAGCCAACGCGCUGUACUCGCCAAUGUAUGUGCCUGGUACACCUGGCAUGCCUUCCCCUCCGAUAUCGACAACGCAUGCGGCCGACCUCGAGCAAGAGCUGCGGGAGCUGAGCACCGAAUUAGCCAACUCGUUGCGGAGAGAGAUGGAGCUUGAAGAUGAACUAGAAAAGUUACGUGCUGAAACGAGUUCAGCAACGUUGACGGCCGAACGACGAACCAGCGACUACUUUUCAGACGCUGGCACAAGUUCGAUGCGUUUCCCUGGCGAAGGGGAUGGAAAGAUAGAGCAGCUCGAGCGGUUACGCCGUGCUGCUGAGCAAGAGAAGGCGCAACUCAAGAUACAAAUGAGCGACAGGCUUCAAGAUGCACUCAACCAACGUCGCGAGGCGGAGGAGAGAAACAUCGUUCUGUAUGAGCGACUAAAAGCUGCCGGCAUUGGAGACGGGAACGGUCAAAGUCCCGCCGAAUUGAAAAUACAACUGGAAGAGACGAAGCGUAAACUGAGUGAAGAGUCUCAAUUCCGUCAAAAUUUCCAGGAUUUGGUGGGCGGAAUGCGUCUUGAACUGGAACAGAUAAAAAAUGAGCGUGACAAUCUCCGGGACGAGGUCGUCCCACAGUUGCGCUCACGCAUCGAAGGCCUGGAGAACGAUGCUGCUAACAACCAGUCCAUGACCUACGAGCACACACGGUUGUCACAGGAGGUGCAGGCGCUCCGGAACGAAAACCAGACUUUGGUCAACGCUCGAAGACUGCAGAUGGAGAUGCAGCGACAAAGUGUUCGCUUCUCCUCGAUUGAAGAGGACGGUUACCCGUCUGCGCCAUCUUCGCCGUCGCUAGGCGGGUUGUCAAGGUCUAAAUCGUUUGCUGUUCGUGGCGGCCGUAGCUCACGCACAAAUAGCAUUAUAGGUUCGGGCACGUUGACUCGUGCAACGUCGGUGAAGGAUUCAAAUAAGACGCACGAGUCGAGAGAAGCUCUCAUUCAGAAAGUCAAAGACAUCGAGACACAGCGGGACGCGUUGCACAAAGCGUUGAAGAGCCUGUUGGAACGUCACUUGAUACAGGAGAAGAAGCAUGCGAAGCAGAUCAAGCAGCUGGAGAGAGAACUGCACACGGCGCAGACCUUGACGCCCCGCCGGACGGUGUUUCACAACGAGGUCAAGCAGCUUCGGGAUGAGAUCCAGUUCUUGAGAAAGCGAGCUGACGAUGCUUUGGACCAGAAAUGGCAGCUUGAAAAGAACUUCAGCGGAGUGAAGAUGGACCUUGAUCGAGCGCGUGAAGAGACAGCAUCCUUGCGAGCCUUGUUCGAGAAGCGUGACAUGUUUCUACCAGAAAGGCCCGGCUCGAGGGACGGCACCAAAGCCCUUGACAAGGCGUACAAGGAGCUGCGGACUACACACGCGUUAUCUAUUGCUCAUCUGAAGGAAAUGGAGACGAACGCCGGACUGGACAAUUCCGAGGCCGAGAGGACGCUUGAGCUUCUAAAGCAGAGCAUUUCGGAUGCCGAAGCUGAACGGGAUGCCGCACAGAGUCAAGCAGCCGUAUACCGCGAACAGGCGCGCAACUUGCAGAAGUCCGAACUCGAUCAUCUGAGCAAGGAGCAAAGCCUGGCUGCCGAGCUGUACGCUUCCGCUCAACGCAUGGACGCCCUUGCCGACCAGGUGCAGUCUCAGAUUGAGUCGAAUUCCCUGCUUCGACAGAAGCUGGCGGAGGCGGUCGAGCGGGGCGAGCGGGAGCAGAAGAACUCGGCCACCAAGAUCUCUGAGAUGCAGACGAGGCUUCGUGAUCUGGAGGACAAGCUGGUCGCCGCUCAGCAGCAGAGCGAGAUCAUCAUCUCGUCGCACGAGCAAGAGGUCAAGGAGCUGAAAGAGGCGCACAAUGCUCAACUGCAGCGCACAACGUCCGCCCUGGUGCCUCCGAACACUGAAUCGCGGCCCAUCAGCCCUGUCAGUGGUCUCUUCGCGCCGAAGAGCCCGAUCAAGCGCGUCAGCAUGGCCGAAGCUUCGAAGACCAGCGCUCUCGAAUCGAAAGUCCGCGAGCUGGAGAAAGCGCUCCACGAUGCGGAGGCGGAGAUGAGCGAGGUUGUCGAUCGCAUGAACAGGGCCCAGAUCGAAGUUGCUGAACUGCAAUCCGAACGCGACGAGGCCAUGAUGCAAUCUCGCCGGCUCCAGGCCGAAUAUCUCAAGGAGCGCGAGAAGGUCCAGCAGCUCAUGCUGCAGCCGGACACGUUCUGAAAACCGACAGCGUGGAAUUACUUGUACAUAGCAUCUACCUGGACGCGCUCCCAGCGCGGCUGGGUCUGUUCGUCUUUCCUUGACAAUGCCAGUGGGCUGAAGUCGGGGAAAGCGAAGGGAGACUCAUCGAUCGUAUCCCAUCCAGCAUAUGAAGCCGGUGUUCUGUGGCGCGUUUUGGCAUAACAUUGUGCCCUACUGCAUUUGGUUAUUUUUUUGGUAUGUGGGCACAGGUGGCGGGAGAAGAGAAGCUGUUCUCCCGCAGUUGGCGCAACAAAAUGGAUGGGGGUGGGAAGGCUUGGAUGACAUGCGACGCGACGACAAAAAUACCAGUAAUUGUAAAGUAUUUGUAUACACUUGUCCAUAUACAUUUAUGUAUCUAUAUCUGUGUAUACAGUAAUUUGAAGCACG
Molecule: messenger RNA, 3726 nt
Organism: Verruconis gallopava
Lineage: Eukaryota; Fungi; Ascomycota; Dothideomycetes; Venturiales; Sympoventuriaceae
Exons: 3
Coding region: 247-3318 (1023 amino acids)
Source: RefSeq, a predicted model, not a curated record